AUGGCGUAUGUUAACAUUCCAAGGAACAGAGACGAUCCGAACUACCGAUACAAGAUGCCAAAAAUAGUUUCCCGUAUUGAAGGCCGAGGGAAUGGCAUUAAGACAAAUAUUGCUAAUAUGGGAGAUAUCUCACGGGCGCUUAAGCGUCCUCCCAUGUAUCCUACUAAGUUUUUUGGAUGUGAAUUAGGUGCUAUGGCCAAGUUUGAGGAGUCGGAGGAGAAAGCGUUGAUCAAUGGGGCGCACAAUGAACGGGAUCUAGCCACAAUUCUGGAUAAGUUCAUCGAGAUGUAUGUGCUAUGUCCCAAUUGCCAAUUACCUGAGAUCGAUGUAUUUGUUAGAAAGGGUUCACUUGUAUAUUCAUGUAAUGCUUGUGGGUCACAAGGUACGCUUGAUAUGACCCAUAAAGCGGCAACUUAUAUGAUUAAAAAUCCAACGGACACUAAGAAGAAGAGCAAGAAAACUGACAAACAUUCUAAAGUUGAUAAAUCAGAGAAGGAUAGGGAAAAGGGUGAUAAGGAUGAUGUGGAGGGCGACAAAUGUGCUAAAGAAAAGCGAAAGAAGGAAAAGGAUAGGAAGAAGAAAUCAAAAACAGACAUUUCUGAUGACAGUUUAGACAGUCAAGCAGAAUUGGUUAAGAAAACACAAAGUAUGUCAAUUACCAGCACCGAAAAACUCAACUUCACCAGCCCUGAAAUAGAAGAUGUAAUAAAGCGUUUAGAUUCGAUUAUAGAAAGAAAUGGAAUUGCAGAUAAUGAACUAUUCGUCCAAGAAUUACAUAUGUUACAAUUAUCUCAGGACUUCGAUUCAAAAUGUAGGGUUUAUGUCGCCUUUUCAGUGCUUCUUGGGAACGAUUUAAGUGCUACAAACUUUGAAAAAAACAUUCAUUCUUUUAUUAAGGUGGUAAAUAAUUCUGUCACUGCGGAAGAUGUACUUGAGGCAUUAGACUUUUACUACUUCAAUAAAGACAUUGAUUUGACGCGAAAUUUUCCUUACAUAGUUCAACAGUUAUACAAUGCAGAUAUUGUAAAAUCUUCAGACAUCAUGAGACACUACAAGAAACCAUUAAAUGAUCAUAAGCCCAAGGAUUCAAUCAAAGAAUCUAAGGACUACAACAAAGAUUCAGCUAAGGAUUCAAGUAAUGAUUUAAGUGAAGAAUAUGCUAGGGCCCAUGAGAAAUGCAAAAAAGCUGUUGCACCUUUCUUGUCUUGGCUUGAACAGAUGUCAGAAAGUGAAUCUGACGAUGACACAGAGAAUAUGAGAAAUCCCAAAAUAAAAUCUCUGGUUCAUUAA
This is a messenger RNA of Babesia microti strain RI, 1290 nucleotides long. RefSeq names its product translation initiation factor eIF-5. Lineage: Eukaryota; Apicomplexa; Aconoidasida; Piroplasmida; Babesiidae. Gene Ontology annotation, molecular function: translation initiation factor activity; GDP-dissociation inhibitor activity; eukaryotic initiation factor eIF2 binding. The transcript has 2 exons. Gene Ontology annotation, cellular component: cytosol. Bases 1 to 1290 code for a protein of 429 amino acids. The record is from RefSeq and is a predicted model, not a curated record. Gene Ontology annotation, biological process: formation of translation preinitiation complex; translational initiation; formation of cytoplasmic translation initiation complex.